Lactuca saligna is the source of this 1548-nucleotide messenger RNA. Lineage: Eukaryota; Viridiplantae; Streptophyta; Magnoliopsida; Asterales; Asteraceae. The record is from the annotation of a GenBank genome assembly.
AAAUAAUGUAUUUGUAAUUACUAUUUACUAUUCUGCAUACAAAUAAUGUAUUUACAUUUAUUUUUUAGAGCUUGAUCUGUUUUAUCCAAAGUGUUACAUAUGAACGCCACGUGGAUCAUUUUGGACUCUUUCCUUACUUGUCCAGACGUCCCUUGGACUCUAUUAUAUUGAUUCUUCCAAACCAUACACAAAAAUACAAAGCAUCACUCUCCACUCUCAUACUUAUUAUGCUCCAGUGUCCAACACCUAUCAGGCUAUCACCUACCAAACUCGUUGAUUUCAUAGAGAUGAGCGGAGAAGGCAAGGUAGUUUGUGUUACUGGGGCUUCGGGAUACAUAGCUUCAUGGAUCGUUAAGCUCUUGCUUCAGCGUCGCUACACUGUUCAUGCCACCGUUCGCUCCCUUGAUGAUCCUAAAAAGACUGAACACCUACGUGCUCUUGAUGGAGCUAAGGAAAGGUUAUCUCUGUUUGAAGCUAACUUGACUGAAGAAGGAUCUUUCGAGUCUGCUGUUAAUGGCUGCGAUUGUGUCUUUCAUACAGCAUCUCCUGUUCUGCUUUUAGUGUCUGAACCACAGGCUCAAUUGUUAGAACCUGCAGUGAAGGGGACACUUAAUGUCCUUAAAUCAGCUGCAAAAGUUCCAUCUCUCAAAAGAGUGGUCUUGACAUCUUCCAUGGCUGCAGUUAUGUUUCCCGCAAAACCUCUGCAGCUUGGUGAUGUGAUGGAUGAAACCUGGUUUUCAGAUCCAGAAACAUGUGAGCAAAAAAAGUCAUGGUAUGCCCUUUCAAAGACCCUGGCUGAGGAUGCUGCUGUAAAAUUUUGUAAAGAGAAAGGUUUGGAGUUGGUGGCUAUAAACCCUGGCUAUGUCAUCGGUCCUAUCUUACAACCAACUCUUAACCUCACUUCUGAGGGCAUUAUGGGCAUGAUUGAAUCCGGAAAGGAAGUAUUCCCAGAUGGAAUUUAUAGACUUGUUGAUGUGAGAGAUGUUGCUAAUGCUCAUAUUUUAGCAUUUGAAAACCCUGAAGCAAAUGGUAGAUACUGUUUGGUAGGUGAAGUGAUUCGCUCUUCUGAGAUCAUGAAGAUUUUAAAUAAACACUACCCUGUUCUUGGCCAUUCUGAAAAGUAUAAAGAUGGAAAUGGUGGUGAGCCUGUACCUUACACUGUAUCGAGGGCAAAAGCGGAAAGUUUAGGCGUUGAAUUUACUCCAUUGGAGGUAAGUAUCAAGGACACUGUUGAAAGCCUGAAAGAGAAGAACUUUCUGAGCUUCUAAAACACAUGAUGAUGUUCAUGAAGACUUGGAUUCUUUUUAAAGGAAACCCGCAAUGGAGAACUUGUAGUCUUUUGAUCCUCUAGCAUAUUAAUGUGUAAACGUUUGACUUAUCAGUGACUCCAUAAGUUUGUGAAAAAUAUUUGAUAAAAAUCAUCUUUUUGCAUUCACUCAAGCUAACAAUUGAUGCAUGUAUAACAUUCUCAGACAUUCACUCAAAUAGACAGCCAAUUUCAACAAUUAAUUUUUGAAAAAACUAUCAACAAGGAAUGUUAUUACUUAC